AUGCGCCCGGUGAUGAAGGAAGCCUAUGAAAAAGAUCACUCAGCCAUAACUUUAAAGCUAGAAUGGGAGGAAAUUAAAAGAGGACCAUUCUAUUGGAAGAUAAACAAUAGUCUGUUAAGAGAAGGGGAAUAUAUAGAGUUUAUAAAAGAAAAAUUUAAUGAUAGGUUACUAGAAGGUACAGAUAUGAAAGAUCCAAGAGCUAAGGGACGACUUCAAAAGAUCGAUGUCGGGGGGGACGACCAUGAAAUUAUCGACGGUUAUGGUAGUCGAAAAAUGUGUCCCGUCUUUGACGGAAUUUACGAUGCUGGUAGAAAAUAUAUGUUACUUUUUCAACUACGGUGCCUGAGAGAUGUCGACCUAAUGAAAGGUGAUAUGGAUUUACAUUUGAAUCACUGUAACACCUGGUUAAACCCAUGGCCUGGUCACGACGAACGAGACCUGCCACUAUCUUACUAUGUACGCUUCGGAAACACAGCAUUCUUAAUGUUGGAUACACGUUCAGAGCGAACACCCACACGUAUUUUGAGCGAUGAUUCAUGGACACGUGUCACCAAAUGUUUGGAUUCGAUCGAAGGCGUUGAACACAUGUUCAUAAUCGUAGGGGUACCGCCCAUUUUUCCUUCCAUGGACAUACCAUACACGGUAUUACGAAUUAUUCCAGGAGUACAGGAAUCCGAGGACGACUUGAUGGACCACUGGGGUGUGCUUGAUGACCGACAGAAAGAACGAGACUGGUUUUUCAGUAUAAUGGUAAAAUUCUCAGAAAAAAAGAAAACCAGGGUUUCAGUGUUGUCUGGUGAUGUUCACCUGGCGUGUUGGGGAAAACUACACACAGAGUCAGGGAUAGUGAUAAACAUGCCAACGUCGUCAGCUAUUGUUAAUAAACCACCCACGAAGAUUGCAGUACCCUACCUGUAUUUAGCGUCUUAUAAUAAGAGUGUUGAUAUACCUGGUGUUGGAAAAGCAGUUAUGAGUAUGCCACCAGUCGGUAAGGAGAAUAGCAAGUGUACCUUCCUUGUCACACAAAACUUUAUGACGUUUUCACCGGCGACAACUAACAAGGGUAAGCUAGCAUACAACAGUAGGCUUAUUGGAAAGCCAGACGACCUGUUUAUAUCUGGAAGUAUCGCAAAACCACGUGUAAUCACAAACUAUAUCGGACCGUUUGAAUUGGAAAAACCUACCCCCACGGCUAAAUGUUGUGUCAUUGUAUAA
Messenger RNA from Saccoglossus kowalevskii, 1215 nucleotides. RefSeq lists its product as uncharacterized. The record is from RefSeq and is a predicted model, not a curated record. NCBI's taxonomy places the organism in Eukaryota, Metazoa, Hemichordata, Enteropneusta, Harrimaniidae. Gene Ontology annotation, cellular component: membrane. Gene Ontology annotation, molecular function: protein binding.